AAGGAUUGAAGCCACCAGAUGAAAAAUAUCCAAAACUUGAGUCUUCAUCCAAACAGAACGCUCACUCUUGACUUAGCAGAGUUGUUCAAGAAAGCCAGUAAGAAACAUGUCAGGCUCUCUAGUCUCAAUACAACAAAUUUCUUUGCCAAAUCGUCUCCAACAGCGCCAUCGCCAUUUAAACAAGCCCAAUUCAAGUUGGAGGCAGAAAUCUACAGUAUUCAGAUGUUGUAAGAGGACUCUAGAAAGUGUAAGAACAGAGAAGAAUUACUAUGAGUUGCUUGGAGUUUCUGUUGAUUCAACUGCCCGAGAAAUCAAAGAAGCUUAUAGGAAGUUGCAGAAGAAAUAUCACCCAGAUAUUGCAGGCCAAAAGGGUCAUGAGUACACUUUGAUGCUGAAUAAGGCCUACAAAGUGCUAAUGAGUGACGAUCUCAGAAAAGAGUAUGAUGCUUCUAUUCAUGUGAUACUGAGAGUCGGGUUUGGAACACAUUUAUCUGGUGCGGGUUACAGUUCAUGGAAUGGCCCCUUAAGACCCCAAGCUCUAUUUGUUGAUGAAAAUGCUUGCAUAGGGUGCAGACAAUGUGUGCACCAAGCGAGUAACACAUUUACGAUGGAUGAAGCACAUGGAUGUGCUCGUGUCAAAGUGCAAUAUGGAGAUGACGACAGAAAAAUAGAGGUUUCGGUUGAGUCAUGCCCUGUGAAUUGCAUCCAUUGGGUGGACAGUGAAGAAGUGGCAGUGCUCGAGUUUUUGACAAAACCUCAACCAAAAGAAGGUUAUGGCGUAUUUGGGCAAGGUUGGGAAAGGCCUGCAAAUGUUUUCAUGGCAGCCGAGGCGUUCAACAAGCAGCUUAAAGAGCAGGCUGAACACGAUCAAAGAUAUGCACAAACGACUGUUGAACAAGAAACGCCAGCUCAAGCUGAGGCGCGAGCAAGUGCAAGUAUGAAAUUAAAGAGGGAGAGGUUCUCAAGAAUUUGGAAUUGGGUGAAGGAAAUCUUGGGGAAUUAAGUGGAUUGGAGAAUAUAUUUUCGAAUAAUGAAAUGAAAGACUGCAUCUUUUAUUUGGUCAUAACAUUUCUACAAAAAAAAAACCUAUUAGAGGUCACUAUAGAUAUAUAUAUAUAUAUAUAUAUGGGGGAAGUGCAGAAAACACCCGAAAUAUACUUUUCAUAACACUUUUACCCCCUAUUUAAAAAAGUGUGCAAUAAACAUCCCUAAUCUUUUGACAUUAUGCAAAAAUACCCCUCGGUCAGAAAUCUGACAUAAAUUGGUACUGUAAUACCUGUUUUGCCUUUUUACUUUUCUGAAAAUGCCCAAGGGGAUAUGUAUGUUACUAAUCUCAUACUAUAGGCGUAUUAUGUGCACACUACCUUAAGAAUAUCUAGUAUAAGGGUGUUUUAUGCACUUACCUUAUAAAUUUUUUCAAUUCAAUACCAUUAAUUUUUUUUUAGUUCGACACUGAAAAAUCCUACACUUAAAUACGAAAAUGUUGUCAAAACACCUUCAAUAUAACAUUUAAUUAACACACUUAAUAUUAAAUUAACAUUUAACUUACAAUUUAUUUAUUUAUUUAUUUUGUCUUGACAAUUUGAAUUAAUUCUGUAUUAAACUUGACUCAAAUAAACAAGUGGUCUUUCUCUCUUCUAAAACCCACACAGGUCUCUCUAUAGCUUCAUUUUUCUUUAUUAUGGAUCAUGUCAUUGGCCUCCUCUUUAUCUUCAUAAAAGAAAUCAAUUAGUGCAUCUUCUACCAAAACUAAUGCUAUUAAGAAUAGGAAUUCAACACUCCCUUCUCUAUCUAAAUCUCUCUUUUACCCAUUCCCCUGCUUUUGCAAAUUCUGCACCAAUUGGAAUAUGCCAAGGCCACCAUCCAUCGCCUGCAACCUCCUUGAAUCCAACGGAAUCUCAAGAAUUCAACUAUUUAACGCCAACACCGAAACACUGGUUGCAUUUUCUGGCACCAGAAUCUUGCUCAUGAUCGGAGUCCCCAACGAAGUCCUCUAUGACCUUGCCGGCGGCAAUGUGAGCACCUCGCUGCAAUGGCUUUAAUCUAACAUUUUUCCCACGUAGUCGCUGAUCAAGUCCAAUAUAUUGUCGUGGGGAACAAAAUCUUCCUCAAAGAUCCAUUCUUCACUCCAGUUUUAGUCCCUGCCAUUGUCAACGUAUAACAAACUCUUCAAACACCAGGCUUUGAUAAGAUAAUCAAGCUUUCCUCGACCUAUGCAGCGUCCAUAUUCAGAUCAGUGCCAUCUUCAGCGUUGUUGUCCCGUUCUUCGCUGUCUCAUCACUGUUACCGGAGUAUUCUCUAGUUAUCAUCGGAGCUUCCCUCAUUGUCGGUUAGAAAGAGAGAAGGAGAUCCACAAUAAGGCUGCUGUCACAUGGUCUUUCAUUUUGUGUCCUUUUUUGUCAUUUUACACAAUAAUGUAUUUUUAAUUAAUUUAUAAAAUGUCUCAUGAAGGGCAAUUUAGACAAACUCUAACUUAAAUGUGUUUGAGGGACUUAUUUGCACCAAAUCAAUACUUUGAGGGUGUUUUGUGCACGUGAGGGGUGUGAUAUGCACUGUAAGCAUAGUAUAGGGGUGUUUUCUGCACUUCACCCUAUAUAUAUAUAUAUAUAUAUAUAUAUAUUGUAUAUAGGAUAGAAGAAGAACGCAGAUAUCCUUGUGUUUAGAACAUGGCCUUUUCAAUUGAGAAAUUCAUGUACCCUUGAUAAUCUAAAUGAAGUUACAUUUUCAUAUUAGCACUGAACUAGUCUUAAUUCAGUUACUUCUACAGCAAUGGUUUGUUAUUGCAUCUAAUAUUCUAUGGGGGGAAGUGCAGAAACCGCGUGAAGUAUAUUUUUUGUAACAUUUUUACUCCUUAUUAAAAAAAGUGUGCAAUAAACACCAUCCGAAGAAAAUCUUGGGGAAUUAAGUGGAUUGGAGAAUAUAUUUUCGAAUAAUGAAAUGAAAGACUGCGUCUUUUAUUUGGUCAUAACAUUUCUACAAAAAAAAAAAAAAAAAAAAAAAAAAAAAAAAAAAAAAAAAAAAAAAAAGCCUAUUAGAGGUCACUAUAAAGAUGUAUAUAUAGAUAUAUUGUAUAUAGGAUAGAAGAAGAAGAAGAAGAAUGUAGAUAUCCUUGUGUUUAGAACAUGGCCUUUUCAAUUGAGAAAUUCAUGUACCCUUGAUAAACUAAAUGAAGUUACAUUUUCAUAUUA
Molecule: messenger RNA, 3188 nt
Organism: Cornus florida
Lineage: Eukaryota; Viridiplantae; Streptophyta; Magnoliopsida; Cornales; Cornaceae
Product: chaperone protein dnaJ C76, chloroplastic-like
Exons: 6
Coding region: 107-1003 (298 amino acids)
Source: RefSeq, a predicted model, not a curated record